Messenger RNA from Pestalotiopsis fici W106-1, 2940 nucleotides. RefSeq lists its product as uncharacterized. Lineage: Eukaryota; Fungi; Ascomycota; Sordariomycetes; Amphisphaeriales; Sporocadaceae. Bases 1 to 2940 code for a protein of 979 amino acids. Gene Ontology annotation, molecular function: ADP binding; protein binding. The transcript has 2 exons. The record is from RefSeq and is a predicted model, not a curated record.
AUGCGACUCCUCAAGUUCAGCCAAGAUGGGACUCUUGCCUUCACCCACGACAUCACCAAUGACAUACCACCGUACGCUAUACUUUCUCAUACGUGGGGAAAUGAUGGCGACGAAGUCAUAUUCGAAGACAUCUUAUCUAGGACCGGAAAACACAAGAAAGGAUACGAAAAGAUAGAGUUCUGUGGGCACCAAGCAGCUGCUGACGGGCUGCACUACUUCUGGGUAGACACAUGUUGUAUCAAUAAAUCAAACAGCACUGAGCUCAACGAGGCUAUCAAUUCCAUGUUUCGGUGGUACCAAAACUCGACGAAAUGUUAUGUAUACCUUGCAGAUGUAUCUGACAGCGAAGAUGGUCACGAUAAUCGUUUUCGUACGAGCAGAUGGCUUUUUAGAGGCUGGACGCUACAAGAGUUGCUGGCUCCGGCGUCAGUAGAGUUCUUCACCUGCCACGGCCAGCUCAUAGGCGACAAGGCCUCCUUAGCUCAAGAACUGCAAGAGAUUACAGGUAUCCCGAAUAGUGUACUCCGUGGAGAUCUUGUAUCAAAGUAUAGCAUAUCUCAGCGGCUGGCAUGGGCGGAAGGGCGUCAGACCAAGCGUGAGGAGGACAGAGCUUAUUCCCUGUUUGGCCUUUUCGGCGUAUACCUUCCUCUAAUAUAUGGAGAGGGUAGGAGAGAGGCCUUCAGAAGGUUGAUGGAAGAAAUUCAAAAGAGGCAAGGUAGCGCAAGUCGUGAAUCUUGUGGUCAUCGACCUGCCAUAGCGGCGCAAGAGCCUGGCUGGGCUGUGCCAUUCGGGCGCAAUAGAAAUUUCACAGGUCGAGAGAUUGAGCUGGCGCAGCUUCUCGAAAUCAGCCCGCCUAGUGCAGACAGGGAUGACUGUCAGCGAACUAUUAUUCACGGGCUUGGGGGGACUGGAAAAACACAAGUUGCACUGGAACUUGCCUACCGUCUACGCGCCACUCAUCCAGAUUGCUCGGUAUUUUGGGUUCCUGCGCUUGACGUUGCUGGCUUUGAAAAUGCAUACCGUGCAAUAGCUAAAGAGCUUCGUCUCAGGCAAGCGGACGACGAGAAUGUCAAUAUACGGCUCCUGGUCAAAGAUGCCCUGAGCCGGGAGAUCUCGGGCCCCUGGCUGUUGAUUGUUGACAAUGCGGAUGAUCUGAGCUUGCUCUUUGGUGAAGCGAGCCUCUUCGAUUCCCUUCCCUUUAACCGAAAGGGCUCGAUAUUGGUAACCACUCGCAACUACGAGGUCACCGUCAGGCUCGGCGUUCCCAAGGGACAUAGAUUGAUUCUGGGCUCGCUUGGAGAUCCAUAUGCCCUAACUCUCUUACGACAAGACCUUGGCGAAGAACAAACAAGCGACUCAACAAGCACAAUGGGGCUGCUCAGGUUCUUAGAGAACCUCCCGUUAGCUAUCAAACAGGCAUCGGCAUACAUGAGCAAGACUCGUAUAACGACCACUAAAUACCUUCAGUACUGCCAGUCCGGGGACUCCACCUUCAUCCGGUUGCUCAGCACAGACUUUGAAGACCGCGGCAGGUACAAAAAUUCCAAGAACCCCGUAAUCACCACUUGGCUGAUCUCGUUUGAACAUGUCAUACGUGAGCAUCCACUUGCGGAAUCAUACUUGCGUUUCUUCAGUCUACUAUCGGAAAGAACAAUCCCGAGAUCCUUGCUUCCGGAUGGCGGUGAAGGAUUAGAUGCAGAAGAGGCAAUCGGCGCCCUCAAAGGAUACGCUAUUAUCAACGAGCACAUGGACUCUGCCUUCUUCGACAUACAUCGACUGGUCCGACUCGCUAUACGAAACUGGAUGAGAGUGAAAGGCCAGUGGCACACAUGUGUAUAUGAGGUGGUGCAACGGCUUAGAGAAGUCUAUCCUCUACCAGAUCAUGCAUCAAGAGAUUUCUGGACGAGUCAUCUGCCACAUGUUCACUCAGCUUUGAGUUUCCGUGCAGACUUCGACGACAAGUUGACAUUGUCGGAACUACUGUUCAGAACCGCUGAAAGCAACCAGAUUCUUGGUCAAUACGCUACAGCUGAGAACUUGCAUCGUGAAGCUCUUGAGACAAGACAGAGGCUACUAGGGACAGAUCAUGUUGACACGCUGAUGAGUAUGGAUCGUCUCGCAUGCGUACUAUGUACGCAAGGAAAACUUACAGAAGCUCAUGAGCUACAUGAAGCGGCGGUAGCCAAAACACAAGCUGUGCUUGGUGAGGAUCACGCCCAAACAUUGGAGACACGGAACAACCUUGGCAUAACCUUUCAGAGGCUGGGGCAGUACAAGCAAGCCGAGAGAAUGCAUCGUGAGAACUUAGCGAGAAUGUGUGCCAUCUUGGGCGAUAAGCAUCCAAGCACACUCUGGAGUAUGCAGAAUCUUGCGUACUGUCUUCGCAAAUCGGGAGAAUAUGAAGAGGCUGAAAGGCUGCAACGAAAGACUCUCGAGGCCAUGACAGAACUGAAUAGCAUAAAGCAUCCAGACAGUAUCCAGAUUAUGAACGACCUGUCAUCUACAUUGUCAAACCGGAAAAGGUACAGCGAAGCUGAGGGCCUCUUGCGGACAGUCAUCUUUCUCCUCGAAGAGGUGCGCGGCCCUGACCAUCCCAAGACGGUCAAGAGUAGAGAUAACUUGGCCAGCAUUCUGAACAAGAUGGGAAGACUCACUGAAUCUGAAGAGAUACACCGUGCAACACUGGCUUCGUCAUUGGCUACUCUGGGUGCCGAACAUGUACAGACGCUCAAGUGUAUGCUCAAGUGUAUGCUCAAGCUCGGGAUGAAUCUUCACAGCCAAGGCAAGGACGAGGAAGCCGAGAAGAUUCUGCAUCAAGCUUUCGAGUUGUCCACCAGGCGGUUGGGACGCAAUCACCCUGACACAUGCAUGACUGCGGAACAACUUUGUCUCGUUCUUCAAAGUCGGGGAAGGGUCGGGAAAUCGAGUCGAAGCACAUGA